Paramecium sonneborni is the source of this 1098-nucleotide messenger RNA. Lineage: Eukaryota; Ciliophora; Oligohymenophorea; Peniculida; Parameciidae. The record is from the annotation of a GenBank genome assembly.
GAAAUGAUCAUUAGAAUAGGCAAAAGUUGAAAGAGUAUAGAAGCCGAUCUUAUUUGGAUAAUAUUGCCAAUAAUUCAAUGUUAUGUGUAAAUUAAGUAUCCAAGAAGAAGCGUUAAAAGAAAAUUAUAUAAAGAAAAUAUCCAAUCGAAUCAUGAUUCUAGCAGUUAUGAAGAAAUAAAAUAAAAUUAAUAUUUGUUUAUAAUGAUUACUACACCUGAUAUAAAUGACUCUACAUUUCAUGAACUCUAGAAUGAAAUAUAAAUUCUAAAAUCUGAGAAGGAAGAAUUCAAGCAAGUUUUGUUAAAAUUAUGGACACAGAUCUCAAAAUCAUUUAAUGAUGAUUUUGAAGAGAUUUUAAAAUUAGGGAUUAAUUCAGAUAUUGAAGAUAUUAUUAAUGCAAUUUUUAUUGUUGAAGAAGCAAGAUAAGAAUAAAUAAAUGUAUUUAUUUAAUAAUUGAAUCUUAGAAUGAUAGGAAAUAGAUUAUUGAUUUAACUGAAUAAUUGAAAUCAAAUUAGAAAACUACAGAUUCAGGAAAUGAAGGAUUAAAAGAAGCAGAAAAAUAAUAUAAAGAAAUUAGUGAAUUAGUUUUAUAAUUUAAAAAAAAGAAUGAAGACAAAGAUUUAUAAAUUUCUGCUUUGAAUGUAGUAAUUAAUAAACUUAAUCUUGAAAUUACAUAAAUGGCAUCUAAAUUAAAUGAUUUAUCAAGUGCAUUAAUCUUAGCAAAGGAGGAUAAAAUUAAAUAUAUGGAAUAAACUUAAAAUUAGAUAAAGCAUUUAAUGGAAAAAGAUUUAUAAUCAAGUAGACAGAUUUAAAUGUUGUAAAUACAAAAAAUUGAGCUAGAAAAUAGUUUAAAAAAGAAUAGUUAAAGAAAUAUAAAUGAAUAAACUUUUAAUCUGAAUUGUUAAAUUUCAAGAGAAGAAGACUAAGCUAGAAUACUGAGUUGUUCUCCAAGUAUAUUUUUAUUCAUAUUAAGGAACUACACAUAUAGAUUUUUCAAAAAUUGUGCAAUUAAGCUUAUAAAAUAAGAAAGCUGAAAUGGUGUCAGGAUCAUCGCUUUCUUAAAUUCCCUACAGAUUUGGUAAAUGAUAAACGUUAACA